AUGGCUGAGACUCGGAUUGAUCCCAGCGGAAAAGUUUACCGACAAAUUUUUGAAGCUCAGACUCACUUGUCACUGUCUCUUCAUGAGAUGAGGAGGAGGCGUGCUGCACAGAUGGGUUCACUGAGUGAGGAUAACCUCAUUAGCAGUAAAACAGAUACUGGAUCCCAUCAGCAUCCUCUAAGGACUCGAACUGGGGCUGAGCAGUGCUCUGAGGACACAGUGAGAAACCAGCUGUUUUCAGGAACAAAGCCUGUAAUAAGAGUAGACCAGGAUGAUCAUGAAGAGGUCAGAGGACUUCCUGACAGUGUCGUUUCAGCGAAGACAGGCUCAGACAUCAUUGAGCGACUCAUGGAGAAAAAACAAAAGGAACACAUGGAAGCUGUCUGUCAGCUGCAGGGGGAUCUUACUGAGAUCAGUGUGGGUUAUGAAUCAUUAUUGAGAGACACAGGAGAAGAUUUCUUUCUUAAACUGUCAGAAUAUGAUGAGGAGGUGGAGAGAUUGCUGCAGAAAACAGAACAUGAUGGUGAUUUAGAAGCUCUCAGCUAUCAGGAUCUACACGAGAUUUGGAACUCUGUGAGCCAGGUGUCUUCUAUGAGGAGAAAUUGCAUUCAGGAGCUGGAUGAGCUGUUUGUCAAAUAUGAGAUAGAACGAGCAAAAGUGAUUACUGCAGUGCUAAAGAAAUACACAGAAAAACUUGAAAAAAUCAGUUACCUUUUGCCCAGUGAUGUCCAUCGACUUAUUAGUAAUGAAGCUAUGACGAUAAAUCAAGCAUUACUGGCAAACAGACGAUCUUUGGCCAAACUCCAUUUGAACCUGAUGGAAAAGGAUUUUCAGAAAGAGGAUAAUUAUCAUCUGAGAUGGCAGACAAGGCUUCAGGACUGGAAAGAAAUUAAGUUUGUUGCAUCCCUCAGUCAGUUUAAGGACUUCAUCAACGGCCCUGAGAUUCAAAACCCAAAAAAUGUACAAGACACUUUAACUUUAAUGGGGACAAAACAAAAAUCCUUCAGUGAGCAGCGACUCCGAAUUCUCGAGCAAGUCAGAAACAUGACACCGCCGAACUGCUUAAAAUCAUCCGCUGCUGAAUGGUACUCGUCUUUAUCUUCAGUAAAUGAGCAAAUUGAUUGCCUGCACGACGAGACCAUGACAAAACUGCGUGAAUAUUUUGCAGAUACUUGGCAAAAAUGUUCACAGGCAGUCGAAAACUUUAAGAAUGAAGUAUCUACCUAUGGAUUCACCUCAGAUGAGAUACAGGACAUUGUUAAUAGUGAGAUGGUGCCUCUUAUUGGCCAGUGCCAGACCCAAGCAGAGGAGGCUUUAGCAUCGAUGGAAACAGCAUUCAAGAGUUUGGCCAAAGAUUCUGAAUUCUCGAGCCAGUCUUUGCUCACGUUUGUGCUUGGGACGACUAACGUCUGGGAGACACAUACCGCAGGUCUACAGAGGAUAGAGCAGCAGCUACAGGAUAAUCUCGAAGAAGUCAGCAAGAACUACGAAGAAGAGAACCAAAAAAAAGAGUCUCAGCUGGAUGUGAUGAUGGACAAACUCAGACAGGAAAGCACAGAGGAAUCACUUAAAGCUUCACUGGAGCAGAUAGUUAACUUUUUAGACGUAAUUAAGAAAGGGUAUAUCGAUUUCUAUAAGGAAGGAAUUAUUACAGUGGAGAGGUAUCCUGUAAUGGUUCUAAAAGAAAUACACAAUUACAGCAAAGAAGUCAGCAAAUACUUCAAUGUCUAUGAAAUAUACAGUCAGAACCCAGAGGACCUUCAGAUACUUUAUCCUUCACUUAUCCUUGGUGCAAACACCGCAAGUCAGACAUCUAGCAUAAAUCAGAAGUCACCCACAUUCCAGAGUGUUACUUCUCAAUCAAACACUCCUGAUCUAGCCCAAGCUGAGUUAUUUCCACAAGAGAUCAUAGACUCUCAAAGUAGCGAAACGUUCACAACAUUAAAAGGAAACGUCUAUAGCUGCCCUGUAGUACAGUGUGACGAUGCUGAAAAGCAUCUGAAUGUUGUGGAAGUGGAAGCAGUUUUGUUCCCAAACAGUCUCAUAACUGAAUUACAAAGAGAUGUGAGAGAAAAAUUCUUUAAUCACCUUGAAGAGAGAAAUCAGGAAGUUCUCAAUCACACAGUGACUGUAGUGGAUGCCAAGAAAGAGCAGCUGAAAUCUGAACUGGAUCUCCGUUUCCAUCUCCAUCAGCCUCGAGCCAAGAGGAUUGAGAUGGACAUUCACAAUGUCCGUGCAGCUGAACUGAUCUUGCAUCAAGAUCGCGUGGAUAGACACUGCAAAGGUAUUUUACAGGCUCUAGAUGAUUUCCGAACUGAAUUCCGCAACCUCCAGGUCACACAGUGUAAGAUAAAUGAAGACUUCCAUUCCAAAAUCAACAACAUGGAGGACACGUUAUACACUGCUACAAACUCUAACACGCUGAAUAAACUCACAGCUUCACUACAUAAGAGCCUGGAUGAGCACAUGAAAGCCUUUCAGGAAUUACAGAGGCAAUUCAGACAAAAUAUGGAGAUCAGAUUUGAGGGCCUCAGAGAAUCCAAUGGAAAAUUAAUGAAACAUUUUAAGCUUUUUGCUGAUGGAGGUAAUUUUACCCCGAAAGAGAUUGAGCAAUACCGAAAUCCUCUAGAGAAGAUGGAUAAACGCAUCGACUUAGCUGAGCAAGCUCUAAUACGGGACAUAGAGGGAACAGAGUUCAAAAUCCUGGGCCAGGCAAAAGAGGUCAUUAGUAAGUUUGAAGAGAAGCUCCAGGUUCUGAAAGUGGAUCUAAUCUUUCUUGAGGAAAUCCGAAGAAUCCUCACAAACACCCAAGUCCGAAUUAAAUCAGAGGCCCUGAAGAGCAACACUCAGAAAAAAAUGAUUAACACUGCAAUAAGUAAUCUAAAAGAGAGCCUUGAUGCCUACAACCAGAGCAUUCCAGAUAAUCAGGUGACACCAGGGGACAUUUUCGGUUUAAUAUCUACUGUGGCAGAAGAACUUCGAAAGAGAAGCCAGUAUCUGGAUUGUUAUCUGGAUCCUUCUAUGGCUGUUCCACUGCCUGAAACUCCUCUCCAGGGGGCAUUUGCUGUGGCUGCUCGUCCACGAUCCCGUAAACAAGAGAAGGUGGGAAGCCCAUCUGCAGAUCCCCUUCUCCAGCCCAGCCACAUGGGAGCACCCUUUAUGGAUGAUAAGGCUGUAGAAGUGGUCAAAGGGCUCCUAAGGAUAAGCAAACCCCAAACCUGCCCAGAGGUCAGCGAAAGUCUUAAAGAGACAAUCUCAGCAACAGUCACAGCUCCUGUAAGACCGAGCUCUCAUUCAGGAUCAGGUCAAAUUUUAGGAAAUAAUGGUAACCUGCCUGGCAGUCACCUACACAGGAAAUCAGCUGAGUCAUCUAAAUCACAGAGGAAGAAAAGGGUGGCCAAACCCACUCAGUCUGAUCAGAGAUUCCAAGUGUUCAGUUCUAAACCUGAUGAUCAACAGGAAAUCCUCACUUUUAAGGGCAUGAUCAACAACAUUCUGUGGAAAGCCAAUGACCUUCUUCUCCAUGUGGCUGAGGAUUUCUACAAGAAAAAGGGCCGUGGCCUGGUCAGCCGAUCUCGGCAUAUUCAGGAAUCUUUUGAGCUGUGUGCAGAAGACAUGAACAAGCGACUCCUUGUCUACCAGAGUCAAGCUCACGAGUACCACCAUGGUUGUGUGCAAGAGUUCUGUAAGCAGCUAAAGACCAUUGAGGAAAUUGUCUUUGAGAUACCAGAAGCUCUUCUAAUAAAACUGAAGUAUCAGCAUUUGGAGGGCCUGAGUCAGAGUUUGACGCUCUCUCGCCAGCAGUUUAAACAGACUCUGCAACAACUUCAACAACAGAAGAGAAAGCACAGCAGUCAGUUGUGUGCACGUCUGAGCCACCCGGCUUGUAGAGAAGAACUGAACAGCCUGGUCAGCGCUGAGGAUGCCCGGCAGAAAGAAGAGAGGAAGGCUAUUAAGAAUAACAUACUGGAACUCCAGGCCUGCAUUAAGAAGAACGCAGAUGAGUUUGUGACCGCGCUUGCGACAAUGACAGAGAACUUGCUCUUUCAACUGGACAUCAUCUUGACACUUGAUGAGAUUCAAGGUGGAUCUGUAGAACCAAAGCGGGUAAACAUCACAACCCUUGUUCGUCGAACUCUAUUGGCGAUACCCGAGACGAGACGUAUUUUGGAGAGAGGGAGCAGAGUGUGGCCAGGAGUUACAUACUUUGAAACCACUGAAGGUUCAUCUGUCAAGCAACAGAAACGAGAGACAGCCACAAUCACUACAUCUAAAACCACAAUGGCACAUCUAAAGGUUAUAGAAGUUCGAAAUACACUGCAUGAGAAUUAUAAGCAGAGAAUCGUGCAGGCGUUUGAGAACAUGGAGAAAUCCAGGCAGGAACAGGAAACAGAGUUGGUCAACUGGCAAGAGCACUGGAAAAAUCAACUCAAGACAGUUUCUACACUCAAUUCAGAAUGACUGUGAGGGAUUAGGCGAUAUUCUGUGCCUGGAACAAUACAAGUAAAAUAUAUCAUUAUUAAAAAAAGUCAGUUCAAUGA
Silurus meridionalis is the source of this 4541-nucleotide messenger RNA. It is a transcript of the gene ccdc180, whose product is annotated as coiled-coil domain containing 180. The record is from RefSeq and is a predicted model, not a curated record. NCBI's taxonomy places the organism in Eukaryota, Metazoa, Chordata, Actinopteri, Siluriformes, Siluridae. The transcript has 37 exons. The coding region runs from base 1 to 4461 and encodes 1486 amino acids.